Amoebophrya sp. A120 is the source of this 5436-nucleotide messenger RNA. NCBI's taxonomy places the organism in Eukaryota, Dinophyceae, Syndiniales, Amoebophryaceae. The record is from the annotation of a GenBank genome assembly.
GCAUUCCCCAGCAGAAAGAGCGUCGGUUGUUUCCUAGUACGGAAAAUUUCGCUGCGCAACGACGACUUUAUUGUGCAGCUCCCUUUCGCAGGUGGUGGCAUCCUGCAAGUGUAAAACCAGUGUCUCCUCGAAGCACAAGUAUCAUCAUGACGUUCUGGCCCCAGUUCUUCUGCUUCGUACGUCGUUCUUCGUUCGCAUUGCAGCUGACACUGCUCAGCUGUUUGUUCUUGCAAAACACCAAAUCGGAGCGGUUUUUCCUGGACAGUGAUUUUCUUCCAAACACCGGGGAAACCGUUUUAUUGCACGUCUUUCACACCGGCGGCGCAAAAACCACGAACGCAGCGUCCGCGCAGAGUUUUUCGGGGAUAGAAGCAGCUGGUAGCGGCCCUGCAUCAAAAGCAGCACCUGUUGGUGGCAGCUAUGGAACUGCAGCUGGAAACGGAUUGUAUGCAACCAAUCCGAAAAAUCCACCGAGAGCAGCGGAGACCAAAACUGCAGCUGCAGCUGCUCUGCCCAGGUCAAAACCACCAUCGCCGACGGGCAGCACCAUAACUACGAGUGCGCCGAAGCCCAAAGCUGCAAGUAUAGCUCUGGUGACUACAACUUCUCCGCCACCUGCCACGAAGCCAUCACCAUCGGCGACGACUGCAGCACCGAUUGCAAAGGCGAAGUCCACCGCGCCACUCGCUGCAACUGCGGGCGAUGUCGUGCCGAAAACACUUGAACAGACGAAGCCGCAGAGUUUGCUGGGAUUGGGAGAGAAGCAACUACAGAAAUCUAACGCGACGACGGGAGCGGUGAGCAGGCCGGGUAAAAAUGAUGGUGGAUCAACUUCUGUUGCUCUUCCUGCAGGUCGUACUACUGGUACCAGCAACAGCACGAGCACCGCAGGAGCGCCAGGGUUGCUCGCGAGCAAGCCUAGUAGUGCUACAGCAAUUGCGAAUGCAACCGCGCUGGGGACGAGCUGGAGCAACGCAAAGACAAAAAACGAGACAGGUACAGACCACUCUCAGACGAGUGUAGCGAACACAUACAAGAGUCCAGCUGUAGCAGCUAACAGGACGAUUGAAAGUAGUACAAAGAAACUGACUGGAGCUGGACCUGCAGCAACGGCCGCCGGCGCCGCGCCAUCCGUGUUGACGCAAAAUCAAACUACAGCGACGAGUGCCAGCAGUCUUUAUGAUCGGGCAGCACUAAAGCCGAAGCCGAACGCAACGUCGGCCGCAAACGGUGCCACAGCGCAAUUGGCUCUUGAUCGAACAAAGGAAUACAGCUCAGCAUCCGCGCCGUUAGCGACCGGAAUAUUGAAACAUGUGGCCACGACGAUAAAUUCCACCACGACAGUUCCUCCGUCUGUAUUGCAAGCCAGCGCGACACUGAUAACCGGACUACCCCCUGCACCUGGACUUGAUGUUGCACAAUUGACAACUCUAGCGCCUGACGCCAAGGAGGUACAGGUUGUGAAUUCGACCGUAGGAGCUAAGGUAAGUACACACGUGCCAGCACUCUCAGAGGUUUCUCCAAGGGUGGGAGGUUCGUCUACGUCCUCAUAUUCCUCUACAACAACGGCGCCGCAACUUUCAAAAGUUGGGCAACCUCCGGUCGUAACCACGAAUUCGACAAAUAAAAUUGUCGCCGCAACUGCGGCUGGUGCUGAACCAAUUCCACCUUCACUAAAAAGUGCCCAAGCUGCUAGUACAACAUCCGCGCCGCCAGCCCCGGUUUCAGCACUGGCUCCGCCCAGAGCUGCCACUGGAUACACAGGAGGUUUAGUAGAAGCAGCGGAAGGCGAAGGCGCGAGUGAGGAAGUCCCUCUGCCAGGCACAGCGCCUUCAACUAUGGACGUAGAUGACCGGCGGAGGAGGUUACAAAUGAUCGCACAACCGAAGGUCGAGAGCCCCAUUUUUGGCAAUGAGUUCCUUCUAGACGUGGAUACGAGAGCCUGGAAGACGAAAAUACCGGAAAAUCUCGCCAUAAACUACAGAUUUGCGUUGAUGCCCUAUUCGACCUAUCGGGCCGAAUGCAAGAGCCAAGUUGGAAAGUGCGUCUGUGCAGCUAGUAGCACGACCUCCGCAGCUGCGAAGGGCCUGAGAAUUGUCCCGAUCUCAAACAACAACAAUCCCGGCGGCAACAAACCGAAUACCUUCUUUACCAGGCGGAAAGUCACGAUAAAAUCCUCCGGUAGUGAAUUGGAGGAAUACUAUUUGCUGUUAUUUGCAAAUUGCAACCAGGAGAGGUUGGCGCCAGUUGCGAGAGGUGUGACAACGAGUUCUGCCGGUGAUGCCGGAAACGAAGUAUCCGUCAGGUUCUCCUACGGUUUUUUGAACGGCGUCAGCUUGGCAAAGCUCAAAUUCUACCAAGUGCUCCUCAUGGCCUAUUUCGCGUUAGCUGUGGUGUGGGGCUGUAUCACCCUGAUGGCCAAGGUGUACUUUCGGGGGAAGGGGGAGGUACUUCUACUUACUUACUUCGAUUGAAAAAUUGAGCAUGAGGAUUGAUGUUUUUGUUUGCCUUCCUCGUGAUGUUAGCAGACCAGGCCUCAACAGCAUCUCCUCGUACGAAAAUCACAUGACACACUCACACAGGUAAACAUCCUUCUGGUCCACCAGUACCUCACCCGGGUUCUCAUCCUCUGCAUCGUCGAGGUUUUCCUUUGGUGGGUGAAAUUCUCCUCUUGGAAUUCCACCGGAUCGAGGCCCUGGACGCUGUUGUUCCUCGCGCGGAUGGCGUAUUCCUUGAAGGUUGGUAUGUUCUGGGUCAUGAUUUCGUUGUUGGUGGCAAAGUGCUGCGGCGUCUACCGACUGAUUCUCUCCUCGGAUCACAAAAUCACCGCUGGAAGCGUCGUGUCUUCAGGAGGAGCGGGAGGAAGCGGCGGUAUUAUAAUCAAUCUGAUUUUUUUCUUCAAGAAGUGGAGAUGGAGGCACUAUCACGUGCAAACAAGUAAGUACUAGUUAUUUCACCCUCGUGCAUAAUCUUAUCUGGGAUGCUGUGGUAGGCAUGUGAUGUUUCCGUGUAGUUUGCCAUCGUGUAUAACAUUAUGUACUCACGAUGGUUUCAUGCGAUGGAACUUCAAUUUCCUUUCUUCAACGACAGGGCAGCAAACUUGCAGCCUGUUUAGCAUGAUCCGCGGUCAGUUUGGUGAGCGCGCGAAACGGGUGAUGUGCGUUGCGGUCUGUUAUAUUUUCGGCGAGCUGUUCUGGCAGUGCAUCUCGAUUUACAAAAAUCAACGGACCUUCAUUCCCAGCACCGACAGGGGGCGAUUUAUCCGGGACCGUUUGUUCUAUGGGUUAUCAGAGCUGAUCUUCGUCGUCUUCAUCGCAUCCUGGAUUCUGAAAACUUUGAAGGACAACGAACCGCUCAUGCUGCAGAGCAAGAAUGCGAUGCUGAUUCAGGUACUAAGCUGAGAUAGUACAACUUGGAAGUCUGUGCGUCUUCAAUGUGAUUUUGUUCCGUACUCACAAAGGACAGAGCCAGACUCGGUUGGUGAUUUGUCAGUCUCUAGCAAGGCUGCAAGCACAAUUAUGUUGCUGCACAUACAAAAACCACCAGGCCUACUCCCGCAUGCGCGCAGUCCUUCGCGUCACCUUCGCAGCUAAGAUCCUGGUGCAGGGGUUGAAAUACGUUUACUACCCGGUGAAGUUCCUUUUUUUCUACAAUAGCUACCUGCAAGACAGCAGCAAGGAAAUUGCAUUUUACGACUUGGGCGACAGCUACUACUUGCUCGAGGUGAUCUUCCCGCACUUGCUGGAUUUCUUCAUUCUGUCUUCCCUCUUCCUGAUUUGGUACCCCCGGCCAGAGUUCUCCCAUGUGGACACGGAAGACAGCAGACUGGCCGUGCUGGAGGAUCAGGAGAUGGGGAAGGAGCAAGGGAACAGCGGUACUAGUGGUUCCAACAAAGCAGGAACAGCAGCCGCAGCGUCAACGUCUUCAACUUCUAUUCUGGAAGUUGGCCUCUCGAGCCUGUUCGGCAGGUCGCGAAGUGCGACCCAAGCUUCUACUGCAAAAGUAGCCAAGAGCAGUAUUGAGGAUGACUUUGAUCCGAACUUCAAACCUGCGACGUCAAGUUCGAGAUUUCAUGACGACGACGAAAUGGAAGAUGACUUUGAUCCGAAUUUCGGCCAAAAGCAAACAGUGGCUGUGGAUUUAGACGACGAUGUUGGGAUGGAUAGCGGCAACCUCACUCCCGGAGAAAUGGAUAUGAAUUCGUUCCAGUUCCAUCUCGACGAAUUGUCGCGGACGGGCGGGGGUGCUAAUACUAAAUCACCUUCGGGAGGUGCUGGUACGAGUCGAGCGGGUUCUCCACAAGUGAAGUUGGAUGCUGGUGCUGGAACGAAACAAGAACAGCCGAAGAAUACGAGAGCUGUGCGGGGAUCAACAUCCUCGUCGUCUUCACCUACUCCAAAGCAAGCGGAUGCUGGAGCUCUUGCAUCAAACCAAGCGGCAAGAGGAAGUGGAAGCGGAGGCGGCCUUGGUUUAGGCGUCGGCAGCGCGACGACAACCGGAGCGAUAGAAAUGACCACGAACAGCGCAAAGGCGAUCAACCAAGCCGGCGGUGGAUUGGGUUCGACGCGAACACAGGUUGCAAGCGGCGCUCCUUCGCCUGUUCGCACAACUGGCGAGCAGCCAACGAAGGUGAGACCAGCAGUGGAUGUGAGCAUAGCAACGGGAACUGCAGCUGCAACAACAGCAGCGACUAAAGUAGAGGCUAUGACUGCGUCUUCCUCCUCUCUCGCUCCUACCCCAACCUCUAUCGGUAUUGUCACGGCGAACAGCGCAGCCAGCGCGUCCCGAAUAGCAACGAUGGACCCGACCGCGGCGUCGGGGGUGAAAAUAGAGGGCGGAGUGAUGUCUUUCGCAGCUGCACCGAAGGCCUCUUCGACCACACCGACUUCGAUGUCAAGGAACUCGCCGGUAGGAGCAGAUAGUGCGAAGAAAGCGGCGACGCAAGUGCCGCCGGGUGGAUCUACUUCAGAUGGGGGCUCGAAGGAGGCUGCGGGAGUGCUGCCUGCUGCUGGGGGAGAGCAAUUAUCUGGUAGUGGAGGCCCACCGAAAAAGUUUGCGAUAAAAUCAGCCCGACUCCGGCGAGGAGAGAAGGAGGAUGGGGCUGCUCAGGGAGAGGUGGAGCCAGGAGGUUGGCAGAAAAUGCCAGUUGCUGGUGCUCAAUGAUAAGUGUAAUGCACAUGCGCAUCUACUCGUGGCGAACGCGAACAUGAUCUGCUUACUGGCACGAAUCCGAAUUUCUUGAGGGUUCCUCGUAUCAUGAGUAGUAGUUAAAAAGGAGCAAAAUAUAGCGCAGUCGAAUCAAUCCUAACCCCAGGUGGAGGCACGCAGAAACUUGAAACUGAAGCUGAAUGUACUCCCCGGACUCUGUUGAUGAUUGGGUAAUUAACACGAAAACUGGAAGAUGAGAGGCUUGGUUGUGACUCGCGCAUUUGCAAC